Daphnia pulicaria is the source of this 1147-nucleotide messenger RNA. RefSeq names its product phospholipase A2 hemilipin-like. Gene Ontology annotation, biological process: phospholipid metabolic process; arachidonate secretion. The transcript is spliced from 6 exons. Bases 371 to 1120 code for a protein of 249 amino acids. Lineage: Eukaryota; Metazoa; Arthropoda; Branchiopoda; Diplostraca; Daphniidae. The record is from RefSeq and is a predicted model, not a curated record.
CAACUUGGAUUCGACAAAUUUUGGUUUGUCUGAUGUCAUUUAUUCAAACUGCUGCGCUAAAGAAAUGAUUAAUUAGUUACGCCGUAUAUCAAUAAUCAACGUAAAGAACAAACUCGGAACUAUAAUGCAAAGGGAAAGUAUGUCCGUAAGGUACCGCGUAAAAGGAAUGAAACCAUGGCUUUGAGAAAGCCACACUGAAAGUUGUGAUCAAAAACAGGUCAUCGCAGCGUGAUCUCAAUGCGAUGUCCGACUUACACAUGGCGACCGACUUUUUUUUUCUUCUGAAACCGCUCCGUACCAGUCGUCCUCGUAGUGGUCUCACAGUGCAGUUUGAUUUGGAAGAAGCAGGCUGGCACAUCUUAACUGGACAAUGAGGCUUGCUGGGGCAGCCGUCUUGUUGUCACUUUUUCAAGCAACCUUCGCAAUCGCUUCAAAUCAAACAGUCGCUAGCGAACUAUUAAUACUUGAUGGACAUCCGCGAGGAAGACGAGCCGUGCUCUUGAACAGCGAUCCCCACGAACCUUGUCGAAUCUAUGGCCACAGCGAUCCAAUCCAGGUUAUGGAAAAUCUCCCGACGGGUCCAACUCUGCGGAAGAUUACUCAAGACGAAUGGGUAACAAUCGCUGCCGAAUGUCACGAGCAGAUGGUGGCAUUAGGCCUAAAUCAAAAUUUGACUGCAAUUGAUCGACAUUUUAUCUAUCCAGGGACGAAGUGGUGUGGAUUAGGAGACGUGGCGGAUGAUUUUGACGAUAUCGGACGUCAUGAAACAGCGGACAAGUGUUGCCGGGAGCACGACCAUUGCCAUGACUACAUGUCACCAGGAACUUGUAAAUACGGAUUGUGCAACCAUUCCAUCUUCACGAAAUCUCAUUGCGAUUGUGACGACAAAUUUCGACAGUGCUUGCUGAACGCGAUGAAUGACAAGGCUAGUAUGUCGGUGGGUUUCAUCUUUUUUAGUGUAAGUGCUUUAAGUUGUUAUCGGCAAAGCCCUGAUUGCAGGAAUACAUUUUCGAGACACUCAAGGCGAAGGGGACGGCACUAUCGAACAUCAGGUAUGGCGAGCUCAACGGAUUGGUGUUUCGUCCGGCCUCAACGGCGUCCGUUUAAAAAACCAAAUUAAUUGAGUUUUAAGAAGAUUGGUCCGGUU